Messenger RNA from Danaus chrysippus (African queen), 963 nucleotides. Lineage: Eukaryota; Metazoa; Arthropoda; Insecta; Lepidoptera; Nymphalidae. The record is from the annotation of a GenBank genome assembly.
AUGCAGAGCGUAAUAAAUACAGUAAAGGGAACCGCCCUCGGGGUAGCAGGCUACUUGACGCCUGUAUUAAAGGAAUCUAAAUUUCAAGAGACUGGAGUGUUGACCCCUGAAGAGUUUGUGGCGGCCGGAGACCAUUUAGUUCACCACUGCCCAACCUGGCAGUGGGCUAAGGGCGAGGAGUCCAAAAUCAGGCCGUACUUGCCCUCUGACAAGCAGUUCCUCAUAACCAGAAAUGUUCCAUGCUACAGGCGUUGUAAACAGAUAGAAUAUUGUGAUGAACAUGAAAAGACAAUAGAAGAUGAGAAUGAUGAGGACGGAGGCUGGGUGGACACACAUCACUACGCCUCGCCAGGGUCGCCUACUGUCGAAGAGAAGGUGUGUGAGAUGACAUUAGAGGCGGCCGAGGCUGGGGACAGCGAUGGUGAGGGAGGAGGGGACGCUGAUGACGGUGAUGAUGAUGAUGCUGAUGAUGAUGAGGCCGAGGACAUGGAGAACUUCCAGGAGUCCGGACUGCUGGAUGAAGUGGACCCAUCUACAGCGCUGACGACCCGCAAGGAGCCGAAGAAGACGAUGAAACACACGGACGGAGACGAGAUAGUGAAGACCAGGACCUACGACCUUCACAUCACCUACGAUAAGUACUACCAGACGCCGCGACUGUGGCUCAUUGGAUACGACGAGGAGCGGCGGCUGCUGAGUGUGGAGGCCAUGUACGAGGACGUGUCCCAGGACCACGCCAAGAAGACCGUCACCAUGGAGACGCACCCGCACCUCUCCGGACCCAGCAUGGCCUCCGUACAUCCCUGCAGACACGCGGAGGUGAUGAAGAAGAUCAUCGAGACGGUGAUGGAGAGCGGCGGCUCGCUGGCCGUGCACUCGUACCUGAUCGUGUUCCUCAAGUUCGUGCAGACCGUCAUCCCCACCAUCGAGUACGACUUCACGCAGAACUUCUCCAUGAACUGA